This is a messenger RNA of Entamoeba invadens IP1, 1431 nucleotides long. RefSeq names its product ubiquitin-activating enzyme E1b, putative. The record is from RefSeq and is a predicted model, not a curated record. NCBI's taxonomy places the organism in Eukaryota, Evosea, Mastigamoebida, Endamoebidae. Gene Ontology annotation, molecular function: SUMO activating enzyme activity. Gene Ontology annotation, cellular component: SUMO activating enzyme complex; cytoplasm. The coding region runs from base 1 to 1431 and encodes 476 amino acids. The transcript has a single exon. Gene Ontology annotation, biological process: protein sumoylation.
AUGAACACAGAGUUCAAUAACAAAAAAGUAUUGUUGGUGGGUGCUGGUGGUAUUGGGUGCGAGAUAUUAAAGAAUGUGUUAUUAAUGGGAAUAGAGUAUAUUGAGGUGAUCGACUUGGACGUCAUCGAUUUUUCAAAUUUGAACCGCCAGUUUUUGUUUAACAAGUCCCACAUAGGACAGAGUAAAGCAAAAGUCGCUUCAGAGAUCUCAAAGAGUCGGUACAACCCCCGUGCCACUGUCAUCUCACAUCACUGCGAAAUUCAAAACAAGAAGUUCGACGUCUCCUUUUAUAAGCGGUUCGACGUUGUGAUCAACGCACUUGAUAAUUUACAAGCUAGAAAGUACGUAAAUCACAUGUGCGUGUGUUCUGAUGUCCCUUUGGUCGACGGUGGGACGUCUGCUUUCUUGGGACAAACAACCCCAAUUCUUCCCAAAGUCACGGAAUGCUAUGAAUGUCAACCCAAAACCGCACCAAAGGGAUACGCUGUGUGCACCAUUCGAACAAAUCCAAGUAGUGCCGUCCACUGUGUCUUUUGGGCGAAACAGCUCUUCCAGAAGUUGUUCAGUAAAAGUGACGAAGGGAAUUACUUAAACGAUUUUAACUUCGACAACACCACUGAAAGGUGGCGCGCGGUCUUUGAGAAAGCAUUUUAUGAAGACAUCAAAGUACUUCGCGAGAGUGAAGAUCUCUGGAAAUUGAAGAAGAAGCCUCUUUUGAUGACUUACGAUGAGAUGUCGAAAUGUGCAACAAAGGUGAAUGAGAGCACAUUAGCUGACUUAGUCUUCACAUACAAAACGAAGUUUGACGAACUUGAAAGGCGAAAGGAGAAGUCUGGGGACUUUGAAUAUGAAAAGGACGACGAGAUGAUGGUCGACUUUGUCUCCUCAUUAACAAACAUCCGAUGUUUUGUGUUCAACUUAAAGGCUAUUUCGAAGUUCGAAGUGCAAGAGAAGGCGGGGAACAUCAUUCCAGCUAUUGCGACGACAAACGCAAUUAUCUCGGGAUUGAUGGCGGUCGAAAUGGCGAAGAUACUGAGAAAACAUAAUGACGCAUUGAGAAUGGUCUACUUAGCUAAAACACCAAUGAGAAACCAUUUGCUCACAUUCGAGAAGUGCACGGAACCUAAUAAGAAGUGCUUUGUGUGCGGAAACGAGAUUCUUCCAUUGGAGAUAGAGCUCGACACAAAAUUGAAAGACAUUAUACAAAAAGUUACAGAAGAGUGUUCACUAGAACAUCCUACUGUUCUCACCGGGGAGAGACUUUUGUUUGAGUCUGAUGAGGGGUUAGAAAAGGACGAAAUUGAGUGCUAUAAUACAAUCGCUGAAAAGACUUUAAAAGAGCUUAACAUAGCUUUUGAAGACACUUUGCUGUUUAAAGACGACGUCAGGACUGUCGAGUUUGUUCUCAAAGAGGAGAACAGAAAGCAUUGA